UAGGAUUUCCCUCAACCCAGCUGCUUGAUUUUUGAUUCCAAGUGUGUCUCUGUUGCUCUCUCUUGAUUCCUUUCUUCUCCGCGAUGCGAUGGUUACACACAAAUCUCCUUCCAAGUCCGAUCCUCUCUAGCUCUCUACAAACCCAGUAAAAAAGCUUGGCAAACCAAAGCCCCAGCGAUUCGAUUCACAAUCAUUUCAAUUUUUGUUCUAUUUUUUCAAGUUUUUUCAUUCUCAAUACUACUGUAAAACAAAUCAAAGCAAGCAAAAGGGGAGGAUAGGAGAGGAGAAGAGAGAGAGAGAGAGAGAGAGAGAGAGACACACACACACACACACACAGAGCAUGGGGAGUCUAUUCGCAUGGUUGUUGUUCUUCUUCAUCCUCAUCGCUCUUCUCGCCAUUGUCGUUUACCAGCUCAUGUGUUUGGCUGAUUUGGAGUUCGAUUACAUCAACCCAUAUGAUUCUGCAUCUCGGAUAAACAAGAUGGUUUUGCCAGAGUAUUUCACCCAAGGAGUCUUGUGUUUGCUCUAUCUAAUAACUGGGCAUUGGUUUAUGUCGCUUUUGAGUGCUCCAUACCUGUACUACAAUGUGAGAUUGUACAAUCAAAGAAAGCACCUGGUAGAUGUAACUGAGAUUUUCAACUUGCUUAAUUGGGAAAAGAAGCAACGACUUUUCAAACUUGGCUACCUCAUAUUUCUCCUCUUCAUCUCCUUAUUUUGGAUGAUUUGGAGCGCAUUGGAAGAGGACGAGCGGGAUUUCUAACUUACAUUCUCACACUGAAAGGAGAAAGCAUUGGGUGCCAUGAGCAACCAAUGCCUGUUUUGGAGCAAUAGAACCCAUGAUGCUGUUUUAUUUUUUUGAGGCUAGGUCCAAUGUAUUUGAUGUAAUUUGAAGUGUUGCAGAGUUUAUUGUUAGGCUACCCCUGGUUUCAGAUUUGAUUGUGAUGCCAUUUUCUUAUAGUGUUGUAUGAUUGGCAGAUAUUUGUUGAUUUUUGUCCAAUGAACGGUUUGGGGCAAGUGUUAAUUGAAAGAAUUGUAACCUGAGCUUUUUAUUUGACUCAUCUUUUUUCUUUUUUUUCUUUCUUUUUUUUUAGCAUAACUAUUGAAGUGGUCUGAGAACAGCUCUGUUGCCACCCUUCUUCCUGCAUUUUAUGUGAAAGGUGAUCUUUUGAUUUA
Messenger RNA from Camellia sinensis, 1173 nucleotides. Its product is annotated as protein cornichon homolog 4. The record is from RefSeq and is a predicted model, not a curated record. Gene Ontology annotation, biological process: vesicle-mediated transport. Lineage: Eukaryota; Viridiplantae; Streptophyta; Magnoliopsida; Ericales; Theaceae.